Daphnia magna is the source of this 15876-nucleotide messenger RNA. RefSeq names its product low-density lipoprotein receptor-related protein 2 (gene mgl). The record is from RefSeq and is a predicted model, not a curated record. Gene Ontology annotation, molecular function: protein binding; calcium ion binding. Lineage: Eukaryota; Metazoa; Arthropoda; Branchiopoda; Diplostraca; Daphniidae.
CCAACACAACACAUACACCUGACAGCUAUUUUGUGUGUGGUGUUUGUGCGCAGGAAAGGGAAAGAAAUUCGACACCAACUAAACAAUUGACAAACUACCGCUGCUAGAUCACAAGUGUUUUGUUUUCCCCAAGAAAACGAGAAGAUUUAGUUUUUAUUUUUUUUUUUUGUUUUUUUUUGUUAUUCCUCAGUGUGCGUGUGUGGUGUGUUAACGAUUGUGUUUCGUCAUUCCUCCGACGUACUAGUUCUCACCUGUGAAAUCUAUUGCUCAUAUUUGUGAGUGUGUGUUACGUUUUGUUUUCUAAAAGGUAAAAAGUGUGCGGAUGCGCGGAGGAGUCGGACCAGCCCGACCGAUGCUGCAGUCCGAGCGACAACGGACUGCAAAUCAUGUGGACCAGUGCGACCGGUUGGACCAUAACGAAAUGUCGUCUUUAACGUGCCGAUCAUCAUCUUGGUGUUUCGUCUUUGUGAUAUACGGAAUAUGUGCCGGCUUGUUGCUUUUGUCGACUUCCACCGUCGCCACUGCUGCCGAAGUAGACGGCGAUAGACUAGAUCAAAGAGCCACUACAUCGUCAACGCAAUUGUCCAUCACGGCCCAAACAUUAUCCAGGCGUGUGGUAACCAAUAAUGCAACGAUUGGUGCAUGUCGGCCUGGUCAGUUUCGCUGUCAUAAUGGUCGUUGCAUCCCGGAACGUUGGGUCUGCAAUCAUCACCAAGAUUGUCCUGCCGCUGAGGACGAACCUGCACGUUGUCCUCCACCAGAUUGUCCUACCGGGUCUUUUACGUGUGGCCGCUACGUCUUCAACCAGACGUACUGCCUACCCUCUUACCAACGGUGCGAUAAGGUGGUGGACUGCGUCGACGGCACCGACGAAGCGGAUUGCGGUUACCGCCAUUGCCAGAGCAAAGAUUUCAAAUGUUCCAGCGGAAUUUGCCUUCCCUCUGAAAAGAAAUGCGAUGGAUUCAUCGACUGCCGAGAUGGCGCUGACGAGAUAGGCUGCAAUUUUGCUACCAACGUAACGUCCUGUAACUUGGACAAGUUCCGAUGCGCCAACGGGCAGGGCUGUUUGGAAACGAGCCGUAAAUGCGACCACCGCUCCGACUGCGCCGAUGGCUCCGACGAAGUUGAUUGCAAUUUCCCGGCGUGUCACAGCGGUCAGUUCCGGUGUGACAAUGGACUUUGUUUUCCAAACCGGUGGCGUUGCGAUGGUUUUGCCGACUGCGCUGACAAUUCCGAUGAAGCCAAUUGCACUCUCAUCGGAUGCCCGGAUAACAAGUUCCUUUGCCCUCAAGGAUCUCCCACUGGCGGACCGAAAUGCGUUGAGCGCACGAAACUGUGCGAUGGCCAUCGUGAUUGUUCCGACUUUGCCGACGAAAAAGUUGAAUGCUCCAACCAUCUUUGUUCCAGCAUUGGCUGUGCCCAUCAAUGCCGGCCAUCGCCUGAAGGCGGCGUCUGCAUCUGCGCCGAGGGCCAAGUCCUUUCCAGUUCGGAUAAUCGGACAUGCUCUGAUCGCGACGAAUGUAAGGAAUGGGGUUUCUGUGACCAAAUGUGCACCAACGUGGAUCGCAGUUUCAAAUGCUCAUGUCAAGAUGGUUAUGAACUGAUUGAUGGCAACCAAUGCUCGGCAUCCAAUGCCAGCCAAUUCCGGCUUUACUUUGCCCAUCAUCAACGGGUCGUCAAGAUCGACGCCACUGGCCAAUCCAUCGAGAUGGUGUCGAAUUCGACUUCCGCCGGAGGAUUGGAUUAUCAUUUUAGACGCGGAAUGCUUCUGUGGUCCGAUUUGGAAACGCGGAAAAUCUAUUCGUUACCGCUGGAUAACAAUUUGUCAGUGGACAAACUUUCUUCGGCAACAGGUGGGAGCGGUGGCCGAGAAAGUCGAUCCAGUUCCAGUUCGGAUAUUUCCGUACCCACAGCCUGGCUCCCGACAGCUAUCGCCAUCGAUUGGAUUGGCGACAAACUCUUUGUGGCUGACGCACUUGGUCAGAAGAUUGACGUCUUCGAGUUGGAUGGCCGUUGGCACGCGAUCGUCAUCAGCAACAACAUGUCGGAGCCGACGGAUUUAGCGCUGGACCCCACCCAGGGUGUCAUGUUCGUCUCGGAGAACAGCAGAAUCUUCCGGGCCAAUAUGGACGGAUCGAAAAUGAAGGAUCUUGUGACGGAUGCUAUUUACAAAGCGUCCGGAUUGGCCGUUGAUUUGCCCACCAAGCGCAUUUUUUGGUGCGAUUCGCUGCUCGACUACAUCGAAACUGUCGAUUACGAAGGCCGCAAUCGGUUCCUUGUAGUCCGCGGGGCAGCCAACGUUCCAGCAGCUUCACGGCUGGCCGUUUUUGAACGCAGUGUCUUUUGGACGGACGGCACCAAACAGGGCGUUUUAUCUGUUAACAAAUUUAAAGGAGAAUCGACCAUCCAAAAUAUCUACCGGAUGAGAAACGUGACUAGAGAACCUAAAGCUAUCCGGGCGGUCCACCGGUUACUGCAGCCGCAACUGGCUAAUCCUUGCGGAACGAACAAUGGAGGUUGCCAACACAUGUGCAUCGUUUCGCAGCGGGCCGACGGCCAAGGUCUUGGCUUCCGAUGCGCCUGCAAUAUUGGUUAUCGGCUGGCCGAUGACAGGAUGUGGUGUACACCCGUCGAAGACUUCCUAAUGUACUCGCAACAGAAAUUCAUCAAGGGACGAGUUAUCAUGCCCGUCUCGGAAGGCUUUGAUGAUGCCAUUUCGCCCAUCGUUUCACGGACGGCCCGUUUCGUCGGUCUCGAUUUCGAUUCGUACGACGACCACAUUUACUACUCUGAUGUCAUUCUAGACGUUAUCUAUCGCAUCCGGCGUAAUGGAACCGGUCGUGAAAACGUGCUGGCCUCGCAAAAUGAAGGCGUUGAAGGUUUGGCGCUUGACUGGGCAUCCAAGAACCUUUACUACAUCGAUAGCCGUAAAGGGACGUUGAAUGUACUCAACACCCGCAACUCAACGUAUCGACGCACUUUGCUUCGCGAUUUGAAACGACCCAGAGCCAUUGUGGUGCAUCCAAACAAGGGUUUCAUUUUCUAUUCCGAAUGGGACAGACCGGCCAACAUUAGCCGAGCUUAUCUGGACGGAACGCACUUGUUUGUCUUCCGCAAUAUCCUGCUCGGAUGGCCAAACGGUUUGGCUAUCGAUUUUGAAACGGACAGACUCUAUUGGUGCGAUGCCCUACUGGAUCACAUUCAACAUUCCAAACUGGACGGAACGGACGUCAGGACAAUAAGUUCUCGUCUUGUCCGUCAUCCAUUUUCUCUCGUCGUUUUCCAGGAUAUUAUUUACAUUACUGACUGGCGAUUGGACGGAAUCGUUCGGAUGAAUAAAACAUCCGGUGAAAGCGAGAAAGUCAUCAUUCAAGUCCAGGAGAAUAAUCGCCUUUAUGGCAUCAAAGUGUAUUCCAAACAAACUCAGAACAUUAUUGCCGGCCAUCCUUGCGCAACGAACAAUGGCGGAUGCGAGAAACUUUGUUUCCCUAUCCCUUCGAAUUUGACUGCUUCCGGAUUGACGCCGGAAUGCGGAUGUCCUUACGGAGAAAAACUCUCGCCAGACAGGAAGACUUGCAUUCUCGAUCCAGGCUCCGAACCACCUGUCCAGGCUUGCCCCAACAUCUGGGAUUUCACUUGCGACAACCAGCGCUGCAUCCCAAAGACGUGGGUGUGCGACGGUGAGGACGACUGUUUGGACAAUUCGGAUGAGAACCAAAACUGCACGAAACCGACGUGCUCCGCCGACGAGUUCCAGUGCACCUCGGGUCGUUGCAUUCCCAAUUCGUUCCGCUGCGACUCAGACAAUGACUGCGGCGAUUCGUCGGACGAAACGGGAUGCGUCAACGUCACGUGCGACGCCUUCCAAUUCACUUGCGAUAACGGUCGAUGUAUCCCGCCCACCUGGAAAUGCGAUUCCGAAAACGAUUGUGGCGAUGGCAGUGACGAAGGAGAUUCCUGCGCCGAAAGGACGUGCGCUUAUUUCCAGUUCACUUGCCCGCGUUCCGGCCAUUGCAUCCCGCAGUCGUGGGUCUGCGACGGCGACAAUGACUGCUUUGACAAUAAAGACGAAGAAGGCUGCCCGCCCAUCACGUGUUCUGCCCAGCAGUUGAAAUGCGGCAACGGCAAGCAGUGCGUCCACGAAUCGUACAAAUGCGACGGCAUUCCGGAUUGUGACGAUGGAAGCGACGAAGUCGGCUGCCCGUCUCUCGCACCCGACCAGUGUAACGAGGAGAAGCAGUUCAAUUGCGCCCGCUCGGGUGUCUGCAUCCCUCGGGCGUGGCAUUGCGACGGCACUAAAGAUUGUGAAGACGGAUCUGACGAGCCAGACACCUGCGGCGAGGUCAAUUGCGGCAAAGAUUAUUUCAAGUGCAACAAUUCCCGUUGCGUCAUCAACACGAUGGUUUGCAACGGGCAAGACGACUGCGGUGAUGGAUCGGAUGAAGAUGAUCGACACGCCUGCACCCGGCCUCCUUUCCAAUGUCCGGCUGGCCAGUGGCAAUGCCCCAGAGUUACGGAUCGCUGUAUCAACAUGACGCAGGUUUGUGAUGGAAAGAGGGAUUGCCCCAGUGGUUCUGACGAAGGGCCUGGAUGCGACUUGAAAGACUGCGAAGAUCACGGCGCUUCGUGCUCCAACGGUUGCAAGCAAACACCCACAGGCCCGUUAUGUCUCUGUCCCGCCGGUGAAGUUCUUCUGGCCAACGAUACCAAAGCCUGUGUCGAUCUGGAUGAGUGCCAAUUCCCCGGCUCUUGUUCGCAAUCGUGCAAAAAUAUCAAGGCCAGCUUCAUCUGUUCCUGCACUGAAGGUUACCUGUUGGAAGAAGACAAGCGCGCGUGCAAGGCCAUCAAUUCCAGCAGCGCGUUUUUGCUCAUUUCAAACCGUCGCUCUUUGCUCGUCUCCGAUCUCAAGGAGAAAUCGAUCGAAGUCGUCCCCGUCGAAGUGGAGAACGUGGUAGCGUUGGCCUCCGACACCCACUCCAACGUCCUCUACUGGUACGAUAUGAAAACGAAAAAGAUCUUCCGCAAAGAAUUGUCUGGAACGCCCAUGCCCAUCAUCAGUAGCGGUGCCGAUCUGAUUGAAGGCCUGGCGCUGGAUUGGAUCGCUCAGAAUCUCUACUGGGUCGAUUCGAGACUCAACACGAUCGAAGUCUCCCGUGAAAACGGUUCCAAUCGGAUGGUCCUCCUUUCCAAAGAUAUCGAUCAACCACGUGGUAUUGCACUGGAUCCAAGUCCGGAUGCUAGGGUCCUCUUCUGGACCGAUUGGGGAGACCAUCCUCGCAUCGAGCGAGUUAAUAUGGACGGCACGAACCGUACGAGCAUUUUAACGAGUAAAAUCUUCUGGCCAAAUGGAUUGACGCUCGACCUACCCACCAAAAGGGUUUACUUUGCGGAUUCCAAGGUGGAUUACAUCGAUUACUGCAACUAUGACGGUACUGGAAGGCGUCAAGUGUUGUCCGGCAGUCACUAUCUGCUGCAUCCUCAUUCGUUGGCCGUUUUCGAAGAUACCGUUUACUGGACGGACCGCCAACUCAAUCGCGUAUUGGCCGCCAACAAGUUUACUGGACAAAAUCAAACGGUCUUUUCUCAUUUGGUUUCUCAACCAUUGAGCGUUUUGCUCCAUCAUCCGGCCUUGCAGCCGCUUCAUCCCAAUCCGUGCGCCAACGCCACCUGUGGGCAUCUUUGCUUACUAUCUCCCAUUUCGCCGACUGGCUACACUUGUCGUUGCAGGCCCGGAUAUCGUCUGAAUCCUGUCGGCUCUUCUGGCCAAUGUAUCGAAGAAGAAUCGCCUUACUUGAUAUUGAUGAAGGGCUCUCAGAUCAUCGAUCUGAGUUUGACUCCCAACAGCGACAGCGAUAGCCGAGGAGGACGCCUGACUCCAGUGGUGGAGGUAGGCGCUGGCCGAGAGCUGGAUUUCGACCGUAAAGGCGAAGCCCUUUACUGGAUUGAGGUGCUCGAAGGUGACGAAGAGAACGGAACACUCUACAAGAUGAGUUUGGGAGGUGGAAACAAGACGUCCUUCCUCAACGACUUGGACACUGGCAUCGUUGGAGCGCCGUUCACUUUAGCCUUUGACUGGGUUGGCCGGAAUCUCUACCUGGGCAACAAAAAAGCCUCUAAUAUCGAAGCCAUUCGAGUCGAUGGCAAAACUAAACAUCGUACGGUCAUCUUGUCCAACGACGGGACGGACAUCUCUGUAGCAAAGCCUCGGGCUAUUGCUCUUGAUCCUUACGAAGGCAAACUCUACUGGCUGGAUGAAGGCGGUUACGGUAUCCCACGUAAAAUAUCUAAGGCUAAUAUGGACGGAACGGAGGUCCGCAAUUUGUUCACAGACAUUGGCCAGCCGCUUUCUUUGACCAUCGAUCUGGCCAACAAGCAACUCUACUGGAGUACCAUCAACGAAGCCGAGAUCGAAGCUUCGGAUGUCGAGGGUAACAACCGAAGGAAAAUUAUAUCCAGCGGAAUCAACAGACCGGUUUCGUUGGCCGUCUUUGAGUCGCGGAUGUAUUACCUGGACACGGUGUACGAAGAGGUGGCGCGCGUCGACUUGCCCAAUGGCGACAACAAGCAGAUCUUGAAGAACAAUCAACCGGAUCUAAAGACCUUCCGGCUGUAUCACAAACGCUCGACUCCGGAUAACCAUCCAUGCGCUAUCAACAACGGAGGGUGUGAGCAUUUGUGCAUUCCAUCGGCAUCCAACAGUCGCGUUUGUCGCUGCUCGCUCGGCUCCCGGAAGGACGGCGAAACGCGCUGCGUUCCGUACAAGUCGUUCGCCAUCGUCUCUCAGUUGACUCUGACCCGCGGAUUUUCGCUGGAAGAUUCGGCUGCGGAAGGAAUGAUCCCAAUCACUGGACUCGGGCACAACAUCCUUCACAUCGAUGUCCAUUGCGCCGACAACUGGAUUUACUGGGUGGAAUUCAACAAGGAUAAACUCAACGGAAUAUUCCGCAUCCGCCCCAACGGCUCGGAAUUGACGCACGUUGUUAGCUCCGGAAUCGGUUCCAACGGCAUCCGCGGCCUGGCCGUCGAUUGGUUGGCUGGCAAUUUGUAUUUCACGAAUGUUUUCCCGCACGAGACCUACAUCGAAGUCGCCCGGCUGGACGGCAGUAAGCGGAUGGAAUUAUUGCGCAGCACCAAAGAAUCACCAAGAGAGCUGGCAGUAAACCCCAUCAAGCGAUACUUGUACUGGAUCGAUAACGGCCAGUUCCCAGUCAUCGGAAAGGCUCUGCUUGACGGAACCCAGUGGACUCCGUUGGUGACAUCCGGAAUCAGCAGCCCAAAGGAUUUGACGGUCGAUAUGCAAACUCACGACGUCUACUGGGUGGAUUCGAGAGAGGAUGCGAUCCAGAGGAUUUCGUACACCGGUGGAAAUCGGCAACUGAUCCGCCGUAAUUUGCCCAACCCGAUGGGUAUCGCCUUGCUGAAAAAUACCGUCUACUGGGUCGAUCGCAAUUUAGGUUGCAUCUUCCGGGCGUCCAAGCAGCCUGGAAAUACGACCUUACCCGAAAAGGUGAAAACGGGAUUGGAUAACCUUCGCGACGUUGCCAUUUUCGACAUCUCCAAUCAGCCGCAAGGUGAAACGCCCUGCACAAAGACGCCGGAAACAGGCGGAUGCGAGCAGCUUUGCUUCGCCUACCCUACGGAUUCGGUUUCGCCUUCGCCUUCUCCGUUUGGCUUCCAGUGUAAAUGCGCCACUGGAACACUGCAAGAGGACGGCCGCACCUGCGGAACUCCUAAAGAAUACCUGGUCUUCGCAACUCGUACGGAAAUCCGAUCCGUGUCGUUGGAUCCGAAAGCUUUGAGCUCCCCGUUUGCACCGCUCGUCAAUCUGUCCAACGUUGUCGGAUUGGAUUUCGACUUUGCUGAUCGUCGAUUGAUGUACACGCAAAUCAGGCCGGAUGCCCGGAUCGCUUGGUUCAAUUCCGACUCACCCAAUUCCUCCAACGCCACGUUAAUUAAAUCGGGACCCAUCAAUCCGGAAGGCAUCGCGUAUGACUGGACACGCAAAAAGAUUUACUGGACCGAUUCGGCCAAUAGCAGCAUUUACGCUAUGAACCUGGACGGAACGCAAGUGGUUAAUAUUGCUAGGGUCGACCGUCCCCGGGCCAUUGUUCUCCAUCCGUGCAGAGGUUACAUGUUUUUCACAGACUGGGGAAGGUUUGGACCGAACGGCAAGAUUUUCCGCGCUACCAUGGCCGGCACUUUGAAAGAAGCCAUCGUUAGCCAAGACUUGACCCAACCGAGCGGCCUGGCCAUCGACUAUGAUGACGACAUGCUCUAUUGGACAGAUGCAGUUCGCGAAAAGAUUGAACGUUCCAACCUGGACGGCACGAAUCGCGAAGUUCUCAUUACAGCCACCAUUUACCCGUUCGCCAUUACCGUGUUUGGCAAUUUCAUCUACUGGACAGACUUGCAACUACGUGGACUCUAUAGAGCUGAAAAACAUACGGGCGCUGAUAUGAUUGAACUCGUCCGCCGGCUGGACGAUUCGCCACGCGAUCUACAGGUGUUCUCUCCGGAUCGCCAACGUUGCCAAUUCAACCCUUGCACGUUUAAUAAUGGGGGAUGUGCCCAGUCUUGCCAUCCAUCAACAAACGGAACGUCCGAAUGCAAGUGUGACGAAUCGACCAAACUGGUCAACGACAACCGGAUGUGCGUCGGCCGGAAUUUGACUUGCGAGGGCAACAAAUUCUACUGCGCCAACGGCAAGUGCAUUUCUCGCCUGUGGGCGUGUGACGGUGACGAUGACUGUGGCGAUAAUUCCGACGAAGACAAGGGCUACUGUUCGUUCCACACUUGCGGCCCGAUCGAGUACCGUUGCGGCAAUGGGCGUUGCAUCUUUAAAUCGUGGAAGUGCGAUCACGAGAACGAUUGUGGCGACAACACGGACGAGGAGGGAUGCACCUACGCCAGCUGCGCCGAAGGCGAAUUCACCUGCGCCAACCAACGAUGCAUCUCCAUGACUCAGGUGUGCAACGGAAUCAACGAUUGCAAAGACGCUAAUACGACGGACGAAGCCAGCGAGCGUUGCUCACGGAAUACCACCUGCCCAUCGAAGCAUUUCAAAUGCAACACGACCAACAUUUGCGUGGAACCGUUCUGGCUGUGUGACGGCGAUAAUGACUGCGGCGACAAUUCCGAUGAGGACGAAUCGGCGUGUUCGCAACGCUCUUGUCCCAGCAACAGUUUCCGCUGCCCCAACAACAACCGCUGCAUUCCGGCCACGUGGUAUUGCGAUGGAGACGAUGACUGCGGCAACGGAGCCGACGAGCCGCCAGAUUAUUGCAAAUCGGGCACCAAGACUUGUUUCGGCGACUUGUUUACGUGCGACAACGGCAAUUGCAUCCCGCGCAUUUACAUCUGCGACGGAGACAACGACUGCCUGGACAAUUCGGAUGAAGAUAAUCGACACCAGUGUGGCAGCCGCAAAUGCGACUCUGAAACGGAAUUCUCUUGCAGUGCCAAUAAACAAUGGGGCAAAGCUCAGUGUAUUCCACGUAAAUGGGUUUGCGAUGGCGAUCCGGAUUGCGUCGACGGAGCUGAUGAAAACUCGACUUCGCUCAACUGCACUACCCGCAACAGCUGCUCUGGUGAGCAAUUCACUUGCGGUAACGGCCGUUGCAUCCAUAGAAACUGGACUUGCGAUCACGACAAUGAUUGCGGCGAUGGAUCGGAUGAGGGACCCGAAUGUAAUGGCAAAUACCGCACCUGUUCUCCGACGGAAUUUGCUUGUCAAAACGCCAAAUGCGUGGCCAAAUCCUACCACUGCGACAAGGAGAAUGAUUGCGGUGACUGGUCGGACGAAUGGAAUUGUACCUACACCGGAGGAAAGGGUGGCAGUGCUCCUGCGACGUCCUGCCCUGACGGCCAAUACAAAUGCGCCAACAGCAGUCAAUGCAUAGACGAGAACCUGGUCUGCAAUAAAGUGUCCGAUUGCCCUGACGGCAGCGAUGAGUCCCUUCAUUGUGGCAUUAACGAAUGUCUUAAGGUGGAAGUGCAUCAGUGUGGCCAGUUGUGUAUCGACACACCCAUCAAGUACAAAUGCGCUUGCAAUCCAGGCUACCGGCUCAUGGCUGACGGAAAAGCUUGUACGGAUGUGGACGAAUGUGUAGACUCGCCCGGAGUUUGUUCUCAGUACUGCGUCAACUCUCCUGGCUCCUACUAUUGCAAAUGUAACGAGACCUACUACGAACGCGAGGCGGACGAACACACUUGCAAGAGGAAAGAUUCAGUUACGCCCUGGUUGGUUUUCACCAACAAGUACUACGUCCGCAACAUGUCGAUCGAUGCUAAACAGUACGCCGUCGUUCAUCAAGACUUGCGCAACGUAGUCGCCGUUGAUUUCGAUUUCCGCGAAGAUCGACUUUAUUUUGCCGACGUCAAUGCUAAGACAAUUUACCGUGCCUUUGUCAACGGAACGAGCACCAAAGAAACAGUCAUCAAACACGAUUCCAUGGGAUUGGAAGGUCUGGCUGUCGACUGGGUCGGUCGUAAACUAUACUGGCUGGAUCGUCAUUCGAAACAUGUUGAGGUAUCUGAACUGGAUGGCACGCACAGGAAAACGCUGAAGGCUGAUGGCAUUUCGGAUCCGAGGGCUAUUGUUGUCCACCCAGGAGUUGGAUACCUGUUUUUCACGACGUGGCAUUUGCAAGCUUACAUUGGCCGGCUGGGCAUGGACGGAAGCAAUUUCACUCGCAUCGUCACCUACGAGCAGCGACUUGCAUGGCCAAAUGCUCUUACGAUCGACUACAUGACGGACAAGCUCUUCUGGGCGGAUGCCCAUUUGGAUUACAUUGCCUACUCCGACUUGGAUGGCCGGAAUCGACGCUACGUUGUCCAAGAUGUGCUGAAAGUUCCACACGUUUUUGCAAUCACCGUUUUCGAUGAUUUCAUUUUCUGGACCGAUUGGAACUUGAAGGCUGUCAGCCGUGCCAAUAAAUGGACGGGAGAGAAUUACAUGGUAUUGCGCAACACGACACACAGACCCUACGAUCUCCACGUGUACCAUCCGCUCAGACAAGCAUCUUACCCCAACCCGUGCGGUAAAAAUAAUGGAGGUUGUUCCGGCUUGUGUCUUUUGUCACCUUCCAAAAAUGGAACUGUCGGUUUUAAAUGCGUCUGUCCUAACCAAUUCAUUUUGGCUCCGGACGGAAAGACUUGUAUCGCUAAUUGCACUGCAGGACAACAUCGAUGCGGAGGUAAAGAUAAUCGUUGUAUUCCGCUGUACUGGAAGUGCGACGGAGAAAAGGAUUGCCAGGAUGGAACAGAUGAACCAAGUUCGUGUUUGGAGCGCUUCUGUAAAUCCGGCCAGUUCCAGUGUAGAAACAACAACUGCACAACGGCCACCACGCUCUGCGACGGAGUGGACGAUUGCGGCGAUGGAUCCGAUGAGAAGGACUGCGACAUUCCAUGCCCUGAGAACGAAUUCAAAUGCAAUUCGACAGGUCGUUGUAUUCUGGGAACGUGGAAAUGCGAUGGUGAUAACGACUGCCGUGACGGUUCUGAUGAAGAUCCGGCCAUUUGUCACUCACGUCCUUGCGACACGGACACGGAGUUUGCCUGCAAAAAUGGAAGGUGUAUCCAGAAAUCAUGGUAUUGCGAUUCGGAUAACGAUUGCGGUGACGGAUCCGACGAGCCGGCUCACAUAUGCCGACAGAGAAACUGCACAGCUGGAUGGAGACGCUGUCCUCAAUGGGGCAAUUACCGCUGUAUUCCGCAAUGGCUCUUCUGCGACGGCAAAGACGAUUGCCGUGAUGGCUCUGAUGAGUUGCCUGAACAAUGCCCGAAAUGCCACGAAACGGCCGAAUUCCAGUGCAAAAACAAGCGCUGCAUUCCGCGCCGCUGGACCUGUGAUUUUGAAAACGAUUGCGCUGACGGUGAUGAUGAAGACGAUGAACUUUGCCGCCACCAGUACCGUGAAUGUUCCGCCUCGGAAUUCCGCUGCGCUUCGGAUGGAAAAUGCGUUCCGGGCCGUUACCGUUGCGAUCACGACAGCGACUGUACUGAUGGAUCGGAUGAGAUCGGAUGCGAAGGUUUCGCUUGCACAAAUGGAACAUUCCAGUGCAAGAGUGGUCAUUGCAUCUCUCAACAAUUCCGCUGCGAUGGAGAACGGGACUGCCACUUGGAUGCCUCCGACGAAGCGGACUGUCCACCUCGUUUUCCAGAUGGAAAAUACUGUCCACCCGAACGUUUCGAAUGCGACAAUCACGUGUGUGUUAAUGUCGAGAAUCGCUGCAACGGCGUCAACGAUUGCGGUGACAAUUCGGACGAGAAACCGGAAGAAUGCUCUGAUAAAUGCGGCGGUCGCGAUCGGUUCCAGUGCGACAACCGUCGGUGCAUUUUGCGUUGGCAGAUUUGCGACGGCCACAACGACUGCGAGGACGGCUCGGACGAAAAUAACGUGACGCUCUGCGCCAAGCGACCCAAGCCUUGCAAUCCCAACGAGCAAUUCACCUGCUCCAACCGCAACUGCGUGCCAAAAGAAUUGGUUUGCAACUUGCAGAACGAUUGUGAAGACGAGUCGGACGAAAGGGGCUGUCAUUCGGCCAGCUCUUGCACGGAAACCAGCAAUGGCGGAUGUGAACACCGUUGCCAGAAUUUGACGGGCGGUGGCUACAUCUGUUCGUGCAAUCGUGGUUAUAUCGCCUCGAAAGAGAAUCCAAAGAUUUGUGAGGAUGUCGAUGAAUGCGUCACGCUGCGUCACAACUGUUCGCAGAUUUGCAUCAAUCUUAAAGGGUCUCACAAAUGCGGAUGUCACUCUGGAUUCGAUUCGGUGGAUAACGUUUCGGGAGUUUGCAAGUCGCCAGGUCCCUGGAACCUGCUUUUCUCGGACGGAAGUAACGUCAUUUCGCUGAACACGACACUGCGCAAGGAGCGUGAAGUGAUUUUUGGCGAGAAGCGAAUCCAGUCGCUGGAUUUCGAUCCUCAUUCGCACAUCGUCUUCUGGACGGACCCGAUGGAUCUGUCCAUCAAGCGCUCGUUCAUUCCCGAGAGCAGCAAUCAAGUGGAAAUUGGCCAUCCGCAAAUCAUCGUCUCCUUCACCAAAUCGGCCGUGCCAGUUGAUCUGUCGGUCGAUUGGGUAGCUCAGAACCUCUACUGGCUGGAGGUGGACGGGCAGACUUCCAAGGGUCAAGUCGUCACGGCCAAAAAUGACGGCCGCUAUCGACGCAGCGUCGUUCCUCGCGGCAUCGACACGCCCACCUCCAUCGUUGUCAAUCCCAUUUUAGGCGAACUUUACUGGACCCAAGCCGGAUCUAAUCCGCGUAUCGAAACAGUCUGGAUGGAUGGUACGAAACGUAAAGUUUUGGUGUCUGAAAGACUGGCUCAUCCGACAGCCAUCACCAUCGACUUCGCCAUGGACAACACUAUAUUCUGGGCCGACCACACACUCAGCACGAUCGAGAUGAUGAAGCGAGACGGCACGGGCCGAACAACGGUUUUGCGAGGCGAUAACAUUGAUCGCCCAUCUUCGCUGGACGUUUUCGAGAGCACCCUCUACUGGAUUUCCACCGGUAAAGGAGAACUCCGACGACAGGAUAAAUUUGGACGUGGCGUUAUGGUCCGGCUCGUUAAAGACAUCGCCACGCCCAGUACCGUCAAAGUGUUCAGUGAAUAUCGAUACAACACGACGGUCAACAAUCCGUGCCUUAACAGCCCGUGCACUCACCUGUGCGUCCUCAUUCCGGGCGGAUAUCGUUGCGCUUGUCCCGACAGCACAAUCCAAGUUCAAACUGGAGGCGAAAUAUCGUGCGACACCACGCAAGAAAGGCCUCGCCCGUCUCCGUUGCGUUGCCCGUGCCAGAACCGCGGCAUCUGCAUCGGUGACGGCCAAGUCCAGUGCCAGUGUCCCAACGAUUACGAAGGUGUACACUGCGAAACCCAUCUGUUGCGCCGACCUACGCCCUCUGAAAGCGUCGCUCCAGCUUACAUCAUUGUCCCCAUUCUGCUCAUCAUCCUCGCUGGAUUGGCAGGAGCCGCUGUCUACAUCUUCUUCUUCCGCCGUGCAGGCCGUGCUAAGGGUUCUGGAUUCACGGGUUUCGGAGCUAGUCCCAGCGUCUCGUUCCGACAGGGCACAAACGUCGAAUUUGGACCAGCCACCUUUUCUGGAAACGGCUCUUCCGCCUCCACCAUGGAGCCCGUGGAUUCUGAAUUCAACGGUCGUGAUGCGUCCACCAAAUCCCGCGAUUUCUCCAAUCCGAUGUACGAUGCCGUGGGCGGACCUGUUGAUGCACCCAAGGGUGGCAUUUAUGAAGUCCCAGCAGAAAUGAUCAAGGGUAUGCCGUUGUCUUCGGAUCCCGUACCGGGCUCGGCCGUAAUAUCGCCGUCCAGCAUUGUUCAUCAAGCAUCUCCGCAAAUUCACAUCCGUCAUCGGGAAUUAGAUCCAAGCAACGUGGAUACGGGCAAGGAUACCCAAAAAUUAGUCGAGGAUACUUCCGACUGUUAAAGUAAAAAAAAAGAAGAAAAAAAAAAAAAAAAAGAAAAAAGAGAUUCCUGGACUGAUUAUACGCACGAUUACUGCGUCUGUCUGAGUGACAUCGAGUGAUAAGAUUCAAACACACAAGUUUUAUAUUAAGGAGAAAGAGACAACGGAUUUUUAUGGCAAUACAAUGCCGACAGUUUUUGUUAAACAUGCAGACAGACCCGUUCAAGUCCGUUCUUGCUCCCAGCAAGAUCAUUUUUAAUCGAAAUUUUUUUCUGAAUUAAUUAAUGUCAUUAAUUGAUUCUUCCUUGUUGUUGAUUUAUAAUUUUUCUUCAUUUUCUUUUUUCUUUUAUCGUCAGGACACAUCCUCCUCCCCUCCCUCCUCAAUGCUUCUGAAGUAUCUCCAUCAUGUUCUUACUAUUCUUCCUAUUUUAAGUUUACCCUUACUAUUACUUAAAAUUCCUGUGCCGUCCAAUUGUAUUCCUCUUAUUCACAUUCUCCGGGGUUCUUCUAUUUAUUUUAUUUUUAUUUUUUUUUAAAUUUUUGUUCUGUCCCGAUGGCACUGGAACAAAACAAACAUCACAACGCAAAAGCGUGAAGCACAAUUUUUUUAAAAAGUAAAACACAAGUCUUAGAUAAUUUUGACGACCGUAUUAAAAAAAAAGAAAUGUGUACAGGAUUUGUUUUGUUUUUAUCAUUAUUAUUAUCAUUUUUUUUUUGUAACAAUUUACAAUCAGAUUGAGCCUUUUUCUUCUGAACAACAGUAAUAUUCAAUUUCUUUAUCGACCAAAAGUGUUGGAGGGAAGCAAAGCCAAGUACAUAAUGGAAAAUUGGACUGAAAAAAGGACGGGGCCAAAUGAAAAAAAAAAAAAAAAAAAUGGUUGUUGUGAAAGGAAAAACGUUUAAUGCCUUGUAGAUUUACUCCUUUUUCUUCUUCUUUUCUUAUUAUUGAUGUAUUGUUCUUAUGCAAAUGAGAAUCAUGUUAAAACAAACAAAAAAUCAUAAAAAAAAAAUUAAAUGGAGAGGAAAAUCAUAAUCAAGCUUAGCCGUCGGCUGCCUUAAAAAAGACGUACACAAAGCACGCAAACACACCUUGGGAAUGAAUGAUUGCAUUUUAAAAACAACUUCCUGUGUGUGGGUGUUGUGUCAUAAUAAUAAUAAUCGAAUAUUUAAUCCUUUUCCCUCCUUUAUCAGCACACGAUGAAAUGGCCCCAACAUUUGUUUUUGUAUUCCCUAAUUUUUUUUUGUUUGUUUGUUAAAGCAAUCCUUUCAGUUUUCUUGACUGAAAUUCAUUCCUCUAUUCCUCCCCCCCUACCUACAUCGGGUCUGUCUCUUUUUUUUUUUAUUGGUCCCUCCGAAUCCCAACCCUCUAUCCCUCCCUAUUGACCGAGCAUGUUGAACUGCUAUCAGAUAUGUUUCUAUCCUAACUCUAUAUUGCAAUAAACGGAUCAAAGUUCUAA